CAGUUACAACACUGAUUCGUAGGAGUAAACACACUCAACAGAAAGAAACCUAGAAAAGUGGACCAUUUCAAAAACUUUUUAAGUUCUCAAUUUUAAAUAUCAAUCGCCACUUGUAAGGCGUGUUAAAAAUUCCUAAAUUUGUAAAACACUGAAUCUUACAUAAUAUUGUACUGAAACCCAACUUGAAACCUCUUUGUCAAGUGAACCUUACUAUCUGCAUACUGCAACCGAUCCCGAUUUGUAUUCAAAAUCCCGACUGCAUCGAUCUUUCACUACUUUCGUGCUAAAUUGUGUCCAUUUCCUGGCUGACCAUGAAGAUCCAAAAAUAUUGCAUGGGCUCCAAAUCGCCGGUGUUCGUCAGUCACUUGGCCCCGUACAACUUCCUGAGGGAAUACCGUCUACUAUGCGAAGAUCCCGAGAUACCACCGACGACCCUGAUUGCAGAGGCCGUCCAGGCCUGGCAGGCCCUCAGUGUCGAGGAGAGGAGCCUGUUCGAGGAGACCACGUAUCUGACGGCCAAGUUUGGCCAAUCCAGCAAGUCGGCCUUAAGACUAACCAUUGACUUGCUGUCGGCCCAGCAGACCACUGUGCGCCGGGUGCCCAGUAAUCCCAGUCUGCAUACGAUCUCCAGGAAGUCCAAGAAGAUUGGCAACGGUAACAGCAAAUCGGUCAGUAAGAAAAUGGAGCGCAAAAUGCGCUCAGCCAUCAAGAAGGGAGUACCCGAGUCGGAUUGUUCUUGGUGCGGGGCUAGCACCUCUAAGAAGUCCUCCGAUAAAUGUUCCGAAUGAAAAAUAUAGACCCCUAAGAAGAUUUUUAAGAUCACAAUGGUCAGGGAUGGAAAAUAUAGGUACACUACAAAAUAUAAAUGUGUUUUGUUGCGGGUUUCUAAUCUA
Messenger RNA from Drosophila biarmipes, 893 nucleotides. RefSeq lists its product as uncharacterized. The transcript has a single exon. NCBI's taxonomy places the organism in Eukaryota, Metazoa, Arthropoda, Insecta, Diptera, Drosophilidae. Gene Ontology annotation, biological process: spermatogenesis; sperm DNA condensation. The record is from RefSeq and is a predicted model, not a curated record. The coding region runs from base 312 to 788 and encodes 158 amino acids.